UGGGGGUGGGUGGCUCUGUAUUUGCAUGCCUCAUGAAUAUGCAUCGCAGUGGGCGGGGCGAGCCUGGCCUUGAUUCGAACGUCAUGAAUAUGCACAGUGCGAAGAUCUGCUGCGCCUACGUCGGGCCGUAGAUCGCCGAGCUUGGUAAGGGAGCCUACGCAGAAGCCCCCGCCAGCGGGGAGGGCUGUGCAUUUUCGCCCACAUCCCGAGGUGGGGCUGGCAGGAGAUCCUCCUGGGGGUCGCUGGUGGGGGGGGGGAGAUGCGUGCGGGGGGAGGCGUGCGAAGGGAACGGACCGCGAGGAUAAGGAGGUGGCGUCGGAGGGCCCUGGGGAAAAGAGCUUAGGGGGAGGAGGGCCAGGUGCCCCCCCUCGCCCCCCAAAUCGGUAGAUCGGGGGAGCUGUGGAUCCGCGUGCGGGUGGGUCGUCUUCGGCUCAGCCCCUUGCCCGGGAUUGAGUCGAGGCGAGUCAUGGUGGCCGGGGCAGCAAUUGUUCUUUGUAGCCCCUUCGCUGCUGCAGGGAUUGUGGAAGGCCUGGCCUGGAGACCCGACUGCAGGAUGGUCUAAGGAGCGGGGAUGGCGGAUUGGUCGUAGAGGGAAGGCCAAUUAGGACCAUAUGGUAUGCCCAUAUGCUCUUAAAGGUAGCUUGUAUGCCUUCUCUGCUGUAAGCGGGGCUGUCAUUUACACUGGCCAGGGGUAACUGUCCUCGGGCCGUCUCCCUGCUUCCUCGCUUCUGCUAACUGGCACCCCUGCUCGCCUUCUUUGUAUGCUUUCUGCUUAAUGCGUCCUGAAGCUGCUCUCCACCCCCUUUUGGCUGGAGUUUCCCGCAGUUCUGCCUCUUACCACUCCCUCCCUUUCUUGGCUGUGAUUCCAAGAACACCCAACUUAGAAAUACUUAGCUCCCUUUAAAUCUUGCUGAAAACCAGUUACUGCACACAGGCUUUAUGAACCUGAAGCACACCCUGUGACCUCUCCUUGUACCCAUUUCUGCACCAACACAAAACACUGCCUCAUGCUUGCUGAAUUCCCAUCUUCUUUCAUGAUAUUUCCUUGUUGCUUGUGAGAAUUCUUCCCCUUAAUAGAAUUAUGAGUUUCUUUGACCAUUAACUACUAAUCUAGUGGCCCCCUUUCCAAUUGCUGUGAUAACCUCUUUCCUAUCUGCCCUGGUUUCUAUUUAGGAUUCUUUCUUUGAUCUUCUCUGUUUGGAAAUAGGAAGCAAUACAUUUUUAGAAUAAAUUCAUAAUCUGUGCCUUGUAAUAAGCCAGUUUUGUUUGUUUCCUAUCCAUUAUUUUUAAUUAACAUGGUAUGUGUGCAUUCUAUGGACAUGCUGAGAUUAAUGUCCCCUUCAUAUGUGGACUGUGCAGACAUAAAGUGGCAGACAAUGAUUGCUGCAAGGGUCUUACAGGCAGAAAAGGCAGGGUGGCAUGGGAAACAAUAGCCCAAAGAUGGGAAGGGAUUUGUCUGGAUGCAUUUAGUAGAUCACUAUGGCAGCUGGGAUCCCUUGAAUUACACUAGUAAGCGUGUGCUGUCUUUUUACUUUACUUAUUCAUUCCUUUGACUGCAAACUAUCAGAAUGCAAGUGCUGAUGAAAAGCUGUGCAAGUAGUAGUCUGAUUCAGUGCUAAUUGCAUAAUAGGUAGUCCCUGCACAAUGAAGCACCUUCAGAAGAGAGCGCGGGUGGGGAAAGUUGCACCCAUAUUACUCUCCACCCCCACUAGAGCACCUACCAUUGCUUCUUAGAUACCUUUACUUGCUCAGCUUAUUUCCCAUAAGAGCUCCCUUGACACCAUUGUUUCUGAUGUUCUAUAGCGGAAGAAAGCAGUUUAACUGAUUUUUGUUGUUGUUGCCAAGUUUCACCUUCUUGUAAAUGCAAUUCAAAGGCUUCACCAUCUUCACCUCCGCAGUCCUAUUGCAUAAGUGCUGGGAAUCUGGUUAUCCAUAUGAGGAAAUAGUGCUACUUCAACUGAAACAUGAAAUAUUUGUGCUUACAGUUGAAGUUGUUGAAGCUUUAAAAAAUGACUACAAACCAGCAUUUUAAGAAAGUAUGAUCCUGGCAUGGGCUGGGAAUGGGAAUGCAGCCAUUUGGGAGACUUGCUGUCUGGAUUCUAAAGAACAAAUGAGUAAGCAACUUGUAUUUAUACUGGGUAGAGGGGCUAAUGUAGAGAAGAAUCUUAUUGAGGUCCCAGAUCUAAAUCCACCUGUGGCAUUAGAGACUCUUUUGUUCAUGAUGCACAGUUCUAGAGGAACAAAGUUAUAGCCCAACUUGAUUUUGAAUUCAUAGUAUGUUGGGAGAGUAGUCAUUGAUGCGUAGUCCAGCCAUGCAGUGUUAGAAACUGAGAUAUGAAAGUUAGGAGCUAAAUGGCACCUUAAACCUAGGUUAUGGGUGCAACAACGGAAUGUCUAGGCACGCUUUUUUAUAACAAGAAUACAAAGCUGAAAAUGAAUGAACUGCAGCUAAAAUAUUAUGUUCAUUUUUCACAUGGUCUAGUCCUUCCUCUGCCCACCCCCCUAAUAUUCUUAAGAGGGUCUCUUAUCCAGUCUUCAGAGAGUAGCUGGAAGUGGGGAGGCAGAAAAAGGUCCUCCUUUCCUUCCACUCUGCAGUUUUAAUGUGAAAUCUUAGGCACAGUACUGUGCCCAGAACUCAGAAACCGCUCGCCCUAAUGAAAUUCCCUGUUGCAAAAGGCGCCUAGAACAAUGGGAGUUUUGAACAUUGCAGCCAUGGUGUGAGUUGUAUAGUUUCCUCUUCUUCAUAUACCUUCUGCUGGAAAAGUUUUGUAUAAUGUUUUGGAGGUAUAAAUGCUUCACAAGAAGAGCCUCUGUAGAUAUCAAGCCAUCCCCUUUAGGUAUUUUCUCAGUUCUACUUUCUUGGCUCAGCUUUUGUAUUUUCUUCUUUUUACCUGCACCUAUUGAGGCCUUCGAUUCUAAGAUCUUUUUCUCCCACAUUGUAUCUGCUGUUUGUUCAUCCCCUGGUUUUACCUUAACCAAAUCCCUAUUAUAGUCUUUCUGAGUGGUUUCCUUCCAGUUGAAAAUCUCUGGGUUCCAGCAGGAGUGGAUUCUGUUGCAAGCCUGCUUGUACGCAUUUAGAAGUCUGUGCCUUCUUCAUCCUAUGUCAUAGAGCUGUGGAGGUGCAACUAUAUACAUGACAAAAACAACUAUUUUGCUUUAGAUAUUCGUUUCUAUUCUUUGCACUCUGAACUUGCCUGUCUUCUCUGCCUUCUAUUGCCUCACUCCUGAUUUUUAAGAAUUGCCUUUCUGCAUACCUCUAUUUCAUCAUGGUAGCCCAAAGCUCAGCUGUAAUAUUAUGUGCUUCCUUCUUCCUAAGCGGUUUCUAAUUCUGAUCUCUCUGUUCCUUUCUUGAAACAAUUAUGGAUUGUCUUUAAUAAUGCAUCACUAUUAAAGUUAAAGUCUGGUUGGCAUCCGUCUGUCUCAGGAAACAAUGGAGGAGUGUAUCUCUGGGGGUGAGAUCAAGUUGUUGGAAGGUUGCAUUGCCUGCUGUGGCUGUGGAGACCCAUGUGGAAGAGAUAUGUUUUGUUGCAGCUGGGGCAGAAAGUACCAUUUGGGUAUAUAUGCCCCUUUCUGUUAGUGGUAGUAGUAGCAGUAGUAGUAGUGGUAAUAAUAAUAAUAAUAAAAAUAAUAAUAAAAUUAUUAUUUAUACCCCACCCAUCUGGCUGAGUAGAAAGUCCAGGCACUGAAACUAGAUUUUGCAACUAUCUGGAAAGAUCAUAAAUGGAAUGCCACUUUAUCUUACGGGUCUUGCAAGUUAAUUUUUUUUAAUCAAGUGUGAAAGAAUUCUCUCCUCAGGAGUCUCUCAUAACAUGAGAUACACUCUUCGGAAAAUAGAAAUUGUACUGUGAUAAUUUCCAUUUCAAGACUGAGGCUGCAAUCUUAUACCUGUUUACCUGAGAGUGAGCCCCAUUCAACUCUAGGAGUUGCUUCUGAGUAGACAUGUAUAUAGGAUGGGUUGUCAGUCAGUGUCUAAAUAUAAAACAGUUUUUUCAUUAUAUUCCUCCCCCCCCCACUUUAGAAGCCAAAAGUAACCACCCUCGCUUAUCUUUCUUUUUGUUUUUUGUUUACUAGCUUAUUGUGUGUAUGCAUAUGUGUUUUACCAAGGCACUUCCUCUUUGAAGGCUGCUUUACUCUUGAUGAUUUUCCUGCAUUGACAUUGUUGUUUUUUUAGUACAGGAAUAAGCAUAUGCCAUCUAAUCUGACAAAUGUUUCUUUAUAUGUACCCAUGGCAAAAUGGCCAUGCAUUCAUUUUCCCACAUAGAAAUGUUUGCGUAGAUAACAAAACAACAUGUUGGGCAGUUUUAAUUGCUUGAUUAAAUAUAGUUUGUGUACUUCCUUGUAUUUUGUAGAAAGGACUUGUCAGUUUCAGGAGCCUCUUUGCCUGACAGGUUAAAAACCAUAGUUCAUCUAUGAAGAAAAGUAAGAGAGCUGAGGAAAUAGGAUUGGACUGUUUCUCUGCCUUUUUUAAAUUCUACCUUUAUUUAGUUUUACUAGCUCUGAAUUUGGAGAGAGUCUCAUCUUGUCUUGCAUAUUUUGUUGUGUGUCAGGUAUUCACUGCCUUAAUAGAUUUUGGAUGUGGUUCAGGGUACCUUAAUGUGUUGCUGGUUUUCAAUGUCCACUCAGGUUUCAUCGGCUCUCCUUCAGCUAUCUUCUCCACUAAAUGAAACUUUCCCCCUUGCAGGGGAUUCUGUAUUCAGAAGCCAUAGUUCACUCAGGAAGUUCUUGCUGAGUAGGAUAAACAGAAUGGUACCUCAGACACAGGGGUGUGCACAGCUGCAAUAAAGAUUUAAGUUAAGGCAAAUGAAUAUGAGGGGAGAGAGGUUAGAUGAACAAGUAGCUUAGGCAAAAAUAAGGUCUGGGGCUUUGCAGACGUUGGGCUUAGGUGCUACCAGGCUAGAAGUAGGGGAUGGGACUAAGGCGCUGUAUCCUUGUAGAAAUGAGACAAGGCCUUUUUGUGGCAGCAGCCUGUAUGUAGAGAGACUAGUCCCAUUCUGACGACAUUUCGACAGGCAGGGGAAACAUUCUUAUUCUGCAUGGCUUUUAAUGGUCUUCAGUAAAUGAUUGAAGCUUUUAGCUCUGUUCCUUUUAAGUUUUCGGGUUUUGUUUGGCAUGUUCUUUUAUGUAAACUGCCCCGGCGGCCCUUGUUAGGGCUGAAAAAUGAUGUUAAAAACAUCUUUUAUAAAUCAAGAUUAAACUAGUCAAAGGAGGGGCCUAAGCAGAAAGAGCAGAGGCGGCUGAACUGCCUUCCCUCAUCUGAGGCACUGUGCCUUUAAAUCACCCUUGCUUUGGAAGGAGAGGCUUGAUGGUCCUAUUUUGGCAUAAUGUAUAGAUGGAGGCUGAGGAGGAGGCUGUUUACAAUCUUGUGGCUAUGCCUUAAAUUCAGCUAUCUGCCUGUUGUUCCAGCUCUUUCUGUCAUACUGAGGGAGGGGGGAGUUAUUGGUAGGCCCCCUCCUCCUCCUGCCUCAUUAUGGGGAUCAGUUUCUGUUAGAACAAUCUCUUGAGGCACACACUCCUUGUAACCAAGAUGCUGGCUUUGCUUUUCUUUUUUAGCCGGGGUUUGGCCCUCUCCUGAAAUCUAGCGGGAGGCCGUUGCCGUAGUGACAGGAGCAGGCCCCAGCUUUACCUCAUUGAAUUCCAGGGGCUGUGCCAAACGAUUGAGAAAUCUGGAGAGGGGGGUGGGAGGGGGAAGUACUCCAGAUGUUUGCUCCCUGCUCAGUAUAUCCGGGUUGGGAGUGUAUACAGCUGGGAUUGGGUUGAGCAGAAACCCGGCUUUGCUGCGAAGGGGUGGGAGCAGAAAGGGACUUGGGAAGAGAAAGGGAGAUUCUGACUGGAAAAGCAGCCAAAUGUUCUGGCAAAGUGACUGGACCUGGCAAGAGAAAGGCAGGGAAGGAGUGAUAGCGAGUUGGCUGGGAAGGACAGGGCGUGGCAGAAAGGUGGAGCAGGGGUGGCCCUGUGGAGAGUGGAGCAAGUCAGCUAGAAAGCCAAAGUUUUAUAAGUUUGAGAUUCCCAUCCUUUAGCGUGACUCAUGGCCUGGAUAUUUGUGGGAGACUUGCUUCCUUCACCCUUGUUCCAGCCUGCCCUGGGAGUGGCAUAACAUGAUACAUUCUCUCUUUCUGUGUGUGUGUGUGUGUGUGUGUGUGUGUGUGUGUGUGAGAGAGAGAGAGAGAGAGAGAGAGAGAAAUUCCUCUCUCAAAGGAACAAAGGAGGAUAUUGGAAAACUUGCAUUCUGGGAGGAAGCAUCUAUGGUCUGAUGUUGCAUUGAAGGUCUUUGCUAUCUUUACAAGUUUUGCAGAUUGCCUAAACUCCUUUUUCUGUAUCCUAGGGGCUGACAUUUAUGCUGAGUUCAGAGUCCCAGCCCGGUGAUGUGAUGGACUCUAAUCCUCAGUCGCUGUGCUCCCCAUUUCCCUGUACUGCUGCUAAUGGCCGGAGAGGACCCAAACAACUAGCAAGCAGUCCGGAGAUAGGUAUGCCUUGCAUUGUGAGCCUUCAGCUCAGCAGAACUGAGUUGAUUGUUUGAGAGAGCUAAAUAUGGGAGAUGGUGUGCCAAGUUGCUAGGUAUUAAAAAUUUUCUGUUUAUGUUGGGUGGUGGUGCACCAGAGAAUGGAGAACGGAGUUAAAUAGCAAGCAGAAGAAUCACUUAAUGCAGCUCUUGAGGGAUUGUAGCUCUUCAUUCUGAAAGUAGGGGACGACAUAUUUGAAUGUGUGAAAAACAAAACAUGGAAGCUAUUGUGUGUAGGAGAAGGCUAACCUAGAACCUUUUUUCCUGACAUGCUUGUUUUCUGUGUGCAUGGGGGAUUCCUCUUUGCCCCAGGAGGCAGCCCUGCACCUAUAAUUGAAGUGGUGUCAUCCCUAAAAGUUGCACCACACGGUUCUUCUAAUCACAUAAAGGCUCUGAUCCCAUUGCCUGACCUGAGAACAACAGGUGGUAUGCAACUAAGAGCAGGGCUAUUGAAAGUAAUAGAGUUAACUUAGUAAUGUUAUUACUUUCAGUGGGUCUACUCUGAAUACUACCAUUUGCAAUUUAAAUGCAUUCUAAAAGCAUUUUCAUGGCUUCUGCUGGUAAUCUUUAUUACCACUAUUUCUGGUUUAAUGGACUAGAAGAUCCUCUAGCCUGACCUUUGUCCAAAGCUGCAUGCAGUUUUAGUAGCUUCUCUGUUUCCUGCAAAAUAGUUUGGAAAUUUAGCAAGGAUUAUUAGUAGAGCUCAUUUUAUUUUUAUUUUUUGUGUACUUAGGCAAUGGAUUAUCAUUUUGAUCCAUAUAAUUUAGUUGCCCUGUGUUCUGGUUGAGCUCUGUAUAAAAUGCAUCUUUCCCGACAUCCUUUUUUCCUCAGGGGAUGCCCGUCCAAAGCCACCCGUGAAACCCAAGCCCUGUGUGUUGCCAAAGCCAGCCAUGCCAGUGAAGCCUGUUCCUGGACAGCGUCAGGCUCUCUCUGAGGUGCCCUCUGCUGAAAAGAUCAACUUGUUGGCUGGGCCCAAGCCAUAUAGUGGUGGGGCUGGCAAUGCUGUUAAGCGUCUUUCUUUUGGUCUAAAGACCUCUCCAAGAGAAGCUACCAAUGGGAAGGAGGUUUUGUAUCCAUUUUCCACCACAGCCAAACCAGCUGGAGAUGGAGAAGGAACUGGGCCUUCAAAUAAAUCAAGUGCUGUGGAGGGAGCAUCCGGAGAGGAGUGUGGAGAGUCCCCCAGUGUUCGCAAGGGUGCUGCUCCCUUCAAAGUAAUACCGGUGCCAGUAGCAGCCAAACCAGAGCGUUUUCCUGGGACCACAGUGGAGGAGAUUUUGGCCAAGAUGGAGAAGCCCAACAAAGAAGGGGCAAGCAGCCCUGACAGGCCUCGGCUGGUACGCUCCUUCUUCAGCCAGGAUGGUAGCACAGCUGUCCACCUGGGGCCUAAGGGUUAUGCUGCAUUCCGGAGAUGUUCCAGUGGAGAAGGGGGUGAAACAGAGUCGGAGGGUCCUGCUUGCAGAGCCUCUUGUGAAGCUGAGGACAGCAUAUUGUCAAGGAACAAGGAGGAAAUCACAAGCUCAAAUGGUCAGCAUCUGCCUGAAUCUGAGCUACCAGCAAGAGCAACGGAGAGAAACUUAGAUUUACUCUCUAAGGACAGGUGAGGUUCAGAUUCAUUCCACAUAAUCUUAGAAGAUCAGCUUUGCAAUACAUCACAGAGUGCCCUCUGUCAAGGACUGAGGUGGGAUGCAGGUCAGCAACUAUAGAACAGUGCUAGGAAAAUGAAAGCAAUACAGUAAAUGGGUCUAGAAGGUGACCUGCUGGCAGUUCUUUCUUUGUUCUUUCACAUUUGGCUCUAGCAGAGGUAAAUUAUUCUUGUGAUUUAAGAAUGAAAACUGAGGGUUGGCACAACUGAAGGCUACAUUCCUGGGCAUUACAUACAUGGCAAUAAAUACCAUUGAAUUAAUCACAACUUGAAUUCAAUGGCUAGAAUUGGGCAUGCUUCUCCCAACUAUAGUUUCUGUGAAAUCUCAGUAAUCUUAAAUCCUACGAUGAUGUCAUGAGUGGUAGCAACUCUUGGGAUUUAUUUGUAGGUGAGCGGUUGAUCAGGCACAGGUAACUGAUUUUAAAAGAACUCUGAUGAUGCUUGGAGCAUUUCUACAUUGUGGGGGUUGGAUUAGAUGAUCCUUGGGGUUCCCCAUCUCCCGUUCGUUAUGUGAUACCUAGUGUCAGGCAGAAAACCCUUUUGUGACAAAAGUAGCGCACAAUUCUGUUGAGCAGGCUUUGGGGAAACUGGAUCUUCAGAUGUUGUUGGACUUGCAGCUCCAAUCAACAACUAGCUAACGUGGCUAAUGGUUGGAUAUUAUAGGAUUUGUAGCCCAGCAACAUCUGGAGGGCCACAGGUUUUCCAUCCUUGCCUUAGAAAUACAUUUUUUCCCAUCAGUAAUCAGGCUUGUUUCCUGAUGGUGAUGCAAUCUUUCUCUCAGCAGCUCCAGUCAACCUAGCAUGAGCUGUGAUGGAGGCCUACCUGGAUAUAGCAGUCUACUGUCUCCUCCUGGCGUGAGUUAUCUGCAGCACGGCAAUUCCUCCGCUGGGCUCUCUCCUUCCUGGCUCUCCUCUGUCUCAGGGGUAUCUGCCACCUCUCUCCUUCCGGGCUCCCUCUCUGUAGGGUGCGUGUCUCCUUUCUCUACUAAUGCUUCUCUUCAAGAAGAGAUUGGUAGCCCAAGCAAACAAUGCACUAUCUUGCACUGCUAUGGGGUUUCCCAGGCCAUAUUUGUUGCUUUUCAGUAACUGGGUAUGUCCUUGUCAAAAUCCCAUGGGCUGGCUUACGUAGGUGCCUGCAGUUUGAAAGAUUCAGCCCCUAACCUCAUGUGCAAGACAUGGUGACAUCGACUCUGAGGACAUCAUUUUUCUACCUUGCAUGGUACAGUUUUGAAAAAUCCAGAGCAUAAUCUUGGCAUUUGGUAUAGCACAUAGCGCUCCCACUAACAGUCCCAAUACUGCCUUAUGUUUUUAGAAGAGUUAGAAAAUAAAUGAGAAAAAUGGAUCUGUGACCCUUCAGCUCUUUAGAGAGCAAACUCUGGCCUAGGCUAGCUAGCCUGAGCCUAGCCCAGGCAAAGUGUGGAAACCUAAUGCAGAAUACCAGGCCCUUAGCUGGAGGGAAGGGAGCAGCUGUGACUCAGUGAAUACAAUUUGGUGACCUACAAGGUAUGUAUGAAGCAGAUCCCAGCAGCUGGGCCUGUGGCCAAAUAAUCUAGCAGUGAAAGCACUAUAACCUCUUGCUGCUUGUUCAGGGAUGGGUGAUGGUAAUGAUUAACUCCUUUUGCCUCUCCCAGAGGAGGAGGAGGAGGGGGGGGGGAAAGGAAGGUCAUCAGCCUAUUGUGUGAUCUACUUAGCUUAGUUCUUCACUUUUCUUAAGGCCUAGUUGGAGAGGAGGCAAGGUCCUGGGGUGGGGCAUACAGCCUUGUUACUGCAACACUUUGAACGAUUUCUUCAGCCUCUCUUUUCCCCUUCCUCCAUUCUUUGAAUUUCCUUUCCUUCUGGCUUCCUUCGGGCAGAAAUAUUGUUGGGGAGGGUCUCGUGGGGUCUUGUAGUGAAACCAGAACUUCCAAGACAUGAAGGACAAUCUCUAAGGUCUAGAAAAAGAGGGAAGAGGUUAGGACUGGAGGAGACAUCCUGUAUUCUUUGGGGCUGGAGGGGACAGAUUAGGAUGCUCGGGAAGGUUCCAGGGAGGGAGGAAUCAUAUUUUUAAAACCCAUUCUUCCCUUGUUUCUCUCCAGGUCUCUCUCCCCAAGACCUAUCAACUCCUCACGAAGCUUUCUUCUCGAGUCACUCCUGGGUCCCCUGAUGCCCCUGCUGAAUCAGCCCAGUCCCCAGAGAGCCCACAUUUUCCAGCAGAUGUCCCAAGUGCUGAAGCUCAGCUUCCCCCAGGCUCUCCUGAUGCACCUACUGAACCCCUCAGAUCUCCUGUUAAGGUCUCCCUUGGUCAUGCCCAGGCUCCAGGUUCCCCUGUUGCCCUAUCUGAUCCCUGCCCCCCAGGAUCCCCCAGUGGUUUCCUAGGACACUCCUUGUCUUCAGGUCUUGGGGACCUUUCUGCAAGAUGUGCUGGGCCAUCAGCCAGUUUGACUCAUCCUCCUGCUGAGCACAGCCUGGCACCCCCCUGUGGUCUCCAUGGAGUGUCGGAGUCCCCUGGCUCCCCAAGCACUCCUUCUGAGUACCUUGCUAGUUCUGAUAAACCUCCUGGCUCUCCCUCUCAUGCACAAGCCUCCCCCUUACUCUCCAGGGAUAAGGAUUCCCUCGACAAUCAAGCACCAACAUUACCAUUUGAGGGUAAAGACCCCCAAUUAUCUCAACUGGUUCUACGGCGUGCCUCAGAAGGGGUGUUGCAACCACGGGGUAAAAAAAUGGACAAGGAGGAGCUGGGAGGGUCUUUGGCUGUCUUGCCAAGAGGAGGGGACCCAGCUUUAGAGCAGGCUGCAGGGGGAGAGUCCAACUGGAGCUUGUCACAGUCCUUUGAAUGGUCAUUCCCUAACCGGGCUCUUGAGUUUGGUGGAAGGAGACGGGGGUCUCCUCCAAGGUCUCCCAUUGAGGAGGCUGAUGAUACUGGUCUCUUGGAGGCAGAAUUGGAUAGAGAGAGCCUCAGCCCCAAAGGCUCUUAUAAGGAAAGAGGUUCAGAGGGCCAGAGAGGAGAGGAGACUGAGGCUUAUGGGAGCUUGUUCUGCCACAGCAAUUCCAGGAGUUCCCCAGGGAUCAGGAGAAAGGCUGAGGACCAGCUGGAGUCCACUUCAGCCCUUGAGAUAUCAGCACCUGGAGGUCCCUCAACUCUGAGGGAGCCUAUUAGCCCCAAGCUCAAGGGCCCUAUAGCAGCAGCAGAGGUUGGUUGUCAAGAGAAGCAUGAUGGUUUCUUACCCUUUGUCCCAACCCCUGAGGAAGGGGCUUUAAGGGCAAUGGAGCCAUUGCCAAGUGUAGAGCAGGCUGCCCCUCCUGCAGAGCCUUGCAUCUUAUUCUCUGAAGAUGUCCAGGUGCGGACAGCUGCUUCCUGCCAAGAAGAUGAUGGUGCUGUAGGUCUGGCACGUGAAGGCAAGUUGGGGGUUGCUGACCCCGAAAGGAGGGCUGACCCUGAUCCAGGCUCACACUGGCUUGAUGAACUGCUGGCAUCUCCUCCACCUAGUGCUGAUGACAUAAAGAAGAGAAGUACGCCCAAGUCAGAAGACCCUACAGGACCGGAGGUAAAGGAACUGUAUUUAGUGCGGGGAUGGGUGGAUGGCUGAAGACCACAAAACGGGUUGCAAGGAGACAGUUCUACUGGCUUCCUAUUUCUAGUGCUUUUAGAACCUGGUAAGAAGGCAUUAAAUGGGCACAAGCAUGGCUAGGUGAAUGUGCAUUCCUGCCCAGUUAAAUAACAGAGACUGAACUUGUCUUUGGGAAGGGCGGGUCUGGUUUUUAAGUAAGCCGCAAAAGUGGCUGAACAGGUUAGAUGGCUGCAGAGCGUGCAAAAGAGGAGGCUGAGCCAAAAGGUGCUGCUGCGUGGGUAAUCCUCCAUUCAUCCUGGGUGGAGCAGCUUCCCUCACCUCCCUGAAUCCAGCCUGCCCCUACACAUCAAAGUUACUUUUGUCUGUUUGAUUGGCCCUCUUCGCCACCAAGAAAUUGUGCCUUGAGCUCCAGCAGACUCAGCCUAAGAAUGAAUUGGUGCUCCUUAGUUUGGUAAGGCUCCAUAGCUAUGUAACUACAAGGCACAUCACUUAAUGUACUGGGUUGUAUACCAAAACUAAUGUGCAUACCUUGGUAGGCUCACAUGAUCUAGCGAACAAGAAUUAACUGUUCAUUAGGUGGUUAUAAUAGGGGGUGCUUCUGAAAGCCCAAAAGUCUCACAGUCUGAUGAGGCUUGCAAGGGGUUUCUUUGCCAGUGAACAAUUCAGUACCAGUGGCUACUAGUUUAUUUUCCUGGCCAUAUAAGUACCUCUUUAAUCUUCCUUGCACUCUACCAAUAUGGAACUUGCCAAAAUUCCAAAUUAUUUUUGAAAACUAAUUUUUAACAGGCACGUUUCAAGCUAUCAUUUCCUUACAUAGAAAACACUUCUAUGUAGGAAAAUGAGCAAGCAUGAAAGACCAAAGAAAGAAUUGCCACCAGGUCCCCCUCCAUACACAUUUACGUAAAUAAUUGUUUCUAUGCUAAAUGCAUGUAACUUGCUGCAUCUACACAUGAGUGGAUGAUUACCAAGUGCAGGCUUAUCACUCUAUGUAUGGUCAUUUUUUUUUAUUGUAUAUAGCCAAAGGCCUUUAUAAUGGAUGACAGAGAAUAAAAGGAAAACUUUCCUCUAAAAUCAUACAUGUGGGUUUGAUAUAUUUUUCCAUUUGGAGGAACUUUCUAAAUAGAAAAUUGCAGUGUUAGGAACAUACGAAUCUGCCUUAGACUGAACCAAGACCAUUGAUCCCUCUAGUUCAUGUCUAGUUUAGACCCGGGACCCAUUUUUAGUUCAAACAUGCUUUUGGGCAUAAGCAUCUUAAUUUUUUACCACAUAUUUAUAAGGUUGUGAUGUAGUUGUUGUGCCCACCUUAAGUCAUGUUGAUCUGGUAUUAGAUCUGGCCCAUUUUUGAAGAUAUAAUGGUUUGCACUGACCAGCUGCUCUCCAAGGUUUUGGACAGGGAUCUUUACCAACCCAGUCUGUGGAUGGCAGGGAUUGAACCUGGCACUUUUACAUGCAAAACGUGCUGCUACUCAGUAAUGGCCCUUUCCUAAAUUGUGCAUGUUAAGUGAAAUAUAUUCAAACUGGUUUAAAAAAAAAUACAGGAAGGGUUUAGUGAAUUUACGUUUUCAGUUUCUGUCUCCUUAAUGUAUUUCUCAUAUUGGACUGUUGGGAGAAGGGACAUCUUUACUAGAUCAGAUCCCCACUAAAUUUGGCUCACUGUCCCAUGCCUUUCUAAUGUUGCUUUAUUUUCCUUGCCUUUCUUUGUUAGGAUCUUCUGGGAUGGUCAAGGAAGGAUCUUCACAGCGAGUUUGGCUUUGUAGAAGUUGAUCGGUCUGCUACCUUUGGCAUGGGUUGGGCUGCUGGUGUUGGCAAGGUAGUUUGGCCUGGUGAGACAGAGCAGGAUCGAGAAUUUGGCACUGGCCCACAGGAGUGGCUGAGCUCGUACAGUGAUGCCAAAAGGCAGGAUAUGGAAUUUGGUUCCAGCCAAAAAGUCUGGACCAGAGGAACACCAUUGCAGGACAGUUCUAAUCCAGGGCAAGAAGAUUGGAUCACUGCCUAUGGCAGCAGCUGUGGUGACCAGAAGAUUGAGGAGCCAGAUUGGAGCAGCACAUAUAGCAUCAGCACUGCUGAGUGUCAGGACCGAGAGCCAUACGUGAGAAAACCAGGCUGGCCCAGACUCUGCAGUAAUGAAGAUGAUCAGGAGAGCAGCAGGUCUGCUGCUGAGAAAAUGGGUUGGAGCAGCCCCUAUCAUGUUGGUGCUACUGAAAGAACUGACUGGCCGAAUAAAUACAGUGAAGAAAAGGAUAGCUGUCCAGAAUUGGAGGUUAACACAAAAUCAUCAGAUGCGUUUAGCAAAUAUGGUACUCACAGCCACCAGGAUGCAGAGCUCAGUGCCAGGCAUUUAGAGGGGCCCAGUGAUCACAGUGCUGUCAGUGUUGGCUCUCAGGAUGCCACAUCCAGUGCCAGCCAGUCAUGCUGGCCUAGUGAUUCCAAUGUUGACAGCAGGGCUAGCCCAGUGCAGUCAGAGUCCCAUGCCAACCAGGUGGAGCAACCUAGUAAAUAUAGUGCCAAUCAUCCAGAAUCCCAGGUUAGCAUCCAACAGCGACUACGACCCAAUACAUAUGGCUUUGAUGAUGGCAGCUGUCAGGAGUCUGAAGUGAGUGUCAAACAGUCUGAUUGGCCCAGCAGAUAUGUCAUGGGUAUUCCCCAAAGCCGUGAUGGUGUGUUCAGUGCUGAAAAACCAGAUGGAGCCAGUGAAAAUGAUGAUAAUCAAACACGCUGGGAAAGAGAACUCAGUAUUGCAAGCAGAAGCAGCACCACUGAAUUUGAGGCUGGUGAUGUGGAGUACUGUGCCCGGAAGCCAGUCUGGGCUGAUGAUUACAACCUUAGGGAAUCUGAUCUACAAGAUAGUGAUUUCCCCAUUGCCACAAGAGAAUGGGUCAGAGACACUGAUGUCUCGGCAACUAAACAAAAUAACCAGUUAGGUGCUGUAGGGAAGGACCGAGCUGGUAGUUUUGGUCCAAUAGAGUUACCAAGUCUAAGUGUGACCGUGGAUUUAGAGGAGACAGCUGGCAGCCUGGUAGGUCAGUCUAGAGACUUAAUAGCAGUUGCUAUGGAUGAGCCUAGAGGAGUUGGAGAGGGGCAGCCUGAGUGGACUCAAGAUCUUGGCCUCAGAGGCAUGGAUCUCUCAAAAGACUUGAAAGUUGGGAGCCCAGAUGCAUCUGAAAAACCUACAGAGAAGCAGCUUCAUUGGUUUCCUUCCUUGGGUCUGGAAACCUUGUCUGCUUCAUCAGAUGUAAGGACUGUGAAUCCAGAGGAGACCAGAGAACCUGGUGUGGGACAAGCAGAUUUGGCCUACAGAUCUGGCACUGAAAGCAUGGAAGUGUCUGAUUUGAGGCCCAAGGCUUUGGAUGGGGCUGAGGAAGUAGAUCUAAUACAGAUGGACUGGACUGGCGCAACUGGGAUAAAGCAUAAGGACAGCAGCUAUCAGUUUGGAGCGACACCUUUGGAUGGUGAUGAGAUGGAGCAUCCAAGAGCAGCUGGAGUCUCUGGAGAAAGGUAAAGGCUGUAUCCUAAUGUAUUAUAAAAAGGUUCAGAUGUUUACAUGCUUCAGUUCACUUGGCCUCCAACAGGUGAUGCUGUGCAGUGCGGUGCAGUGUGACAACAGACCUAUGAGAGCUAUCACAGUGGUAUUGGAGGAGGAGGAGGAGAUGAAGGCAGGUGGGUAGGUUGCCCAGGCGAUCCACAGAGGAAUUGCCAGGACAUCUUCCCAGCAGCUGUCCUGCUGCUGCUGCCGCCACAUCCAUUGCUAUUCACCUCACACCAGUGAUGCCAUUUCAGCCUCAGCAGUGUCAGACAACAAGGGAAGUGAAGCAGGUGACCUGCCCAAGUGAGUCAUAGAGGAACAGUCGGGACCCCUUGAGCAGCUCCCCAGCAUCUGUUGUGCUCUAUGCUUCCCCUCCUUCUUGCUUUGUACCACUGAGGCUUAUACCGCAUCAUUAAUGUGGGUCAGAAGGGGGGGGGGGGGUUUGGUGAGUGAAGCAAGUGAUGGCACAGCCCCAUGUCUCUUAAGAAAGUUAGAAUGGAAGUGGAAGGCUAAAUGAAUACAAGUGGACAAUGGAAUUGAAGUACUGAUUUUGUUUUUGUAUUCAUUUCCUUUUGUAAAUUCCUUUUGUAAAGUCAAAAGCACAGUUGCACACUUUUAAUCGGUUUGCAACCAUUCCCUUUCAUCCCUCCAUGUUACCCAUUGUUAGUACAGCCAGUACCACAUAUUACUUUGUGUCUAUAGUGCACAGCUGCUGAGGUAGGCCUUACAGCUACCUCUUGAAGCCAGAAACCUUUGUGGGAACCAGGAUAGGCAACUUCUACGGCGCUGCAAUGUAGAAACACUGCUCAGGCAAUGGAACUUCUUUCCCUCACUCCUUGUGUGGCCCCUAAAUCUACUAUGGGUUUCCCCCCAGUUCUCCAUAGCAGAUUUGGGGAUGGCAUGGGUCACAUUUGGUGGUGUGGGAGAGGGAAGAAGAGAGGGAGAAGGUUCCAUCCAACAAAUAAAAUCCUCGUGGUGAUGGAACUUUAGCUCAACAUAUUAGUUGAAUAUGGCCCUGAGGUUUAGAAGCAACAAUCAUAGUGUGUAACUCUUGUUUCUUUGGUGAGAAAAUCCAGUGAUGCUCCACUGCUACCCUCCAUCUGGUCAUGACAGCAACUGCACACCCAGUAGCCAUGAUGUGCACUGUUUUGUUUUCCUAACUGUGGAAACACGGUAGAGUACUGUGGCUGUUGCAGAAUGAAAUCAGGCAGGUGGGGGGGGGGGCUGCAGCAGGUUACCUGGAGGUAUAUUUUUACUCUCCUUAGCUGACCAGGCAAAUGCCUAAUGAUAGAGCUGCUGUUCUGCAAGAGCUGUCACCUUUGCUGUCGUAUGAUCAGUUCCACUGUCUUGUCUUGGGUUGGUGCCAUGUUCAGCAGGAAUGAGGAGAAGAGGACGGAUUCUUUUAUGAAUUGCUUCUAGUGUUUGGCUUUCAAUUAGCUGUCUUGCUUCAGCAACAUCCUGUACCAGCAGGUCCCAUGUCUUAUGCACAUAAUUAGCACUCUCAUUCAGUAUGCUCUGAAGUCACAACCUCUUUGUUAUGGGUGAAAAUGAGUGACAGUAUCUAUAAUUCUCUUUCCUAUAUUGUAUUCUGUAAACAUCUCUCUUCGUCAUCACUUGUUUCUCUUCAGCCUUGGAUUUGCUGACUAGUAUUUUUAAAAAAAUGUUUCACUUCCCUCUGUCCCCCCCAUGCCUCUUGCUGUGGUCCCUCAUUUACGCAGUUUUCUCCUGUGGCCCCCUUGGAAUAUCCUGGGCCCCAGCAUAUGGCCCCUGGUUGUGAAACACUGCUCUAGACUGGAGUAGGAGUGCUUUGUCAGGAUGUGAGGUGGCAUUGCUCCCUCCUUUGAACAUGUGCUUUUGAGCACCUCUUUUUUGGCAAUACAUUCUCCACAACUAGGUACUUGAGAGACCAGCAGAAAGUAUGGCUUAAGGAUUGUGCUGAUGUGGAAGUGGCACACUAUUUCAGAGGUAGGAACAGGUCCCAUAACUGAAGUAGGUCAGAAGGGGUUGGACCAGGCCCUUGUGGUCUCUUCCUGGAAUGAAGUGGUAGCUAUUCUCUCCCCCCCCCCCCAGCCCUCAAAUACAGGAUCCAUACCUGUAUUGCUUUCAUUGGGGAAAUAACAUUUUUGAUGACUGUCCAGCUUUUUUGAAAUGCAAAACAGAGUAGGAGUAGCAGACCGCACAAACCCCUGUCGCCUUUCUCCCAUUUUCCUAAAUGUGAAACAAUUUUAUUUUUAUACAGCUAAUGCUGUUGUCAUGUUUCUAUCACUUUCUGUGGGUUAUAACCAGCAUCUUUCUGUUCUAUCAUUUGAGGAACUCAUGUCACUGCUUGGAAUAAGACUUCCAGAUUGUGAGCUCUUUUAAAUGCGAAGUCAUCAAAUUGGAUUGUGAUUAUGGAAAGCAAAAGGGACAAGAAAGAUAGUUUGCAGUGCUGCACUUUUUAAGCUAACCAUGAAACAGGGGCAAACUAUUAUUUAUUAGUCACCAUUAUGCUGGAGCCCCAAGUGGCCAACAGUGAAAAUUAAAUAUAUUAAAUUUAAUCAAGUACAGCAGCAAAAAUGAACCAUAGCAAACGAACAGUCUAAAUGCUAAACUCCUCUUGAGCUUAAGCCUCAUUGUCAUCAAGUUUAUCAAAACAAAACAAAAUAAUGUUAAAAGCACUGAUUGGUAACAUAUGUUGAAAAUGUUGAAAGGCCUGGGGAAAGAACUGAAGUCUUCUCAUCGUGCCCUCCAUAUAUGUGUAGAAAUUGGGAAGAAUUGGGUCAGUUUUAAUCUCAAAUAACUGAUUGCCAUCAUCUCGUCCUUGUAACCUAAUGAAAAUGGAUAGUUAUAGAGACGGCCUUGGCAACUGUAGAGAGAAUUCAAGGAGAACAACAAGGUGUGACUUUCAAUGUCAUGCACACAGCCAUUUAAAAAGGUGCAGGUUUCACUCAAGGACUCUUCUUAGCUAAAUGAUGUGCCUUCUGAUUUGGCUAAAAUGGGGGAUGGAGAGAAUAGACGGUACAGCCAAGGUCACCCAGUGAACAUCGUGGCUGAGCAUGGAUAUUAAUUUGGGGCUCCCUAGUCCAAGCCUAGCAUGCUGCCUUUCUCUGAUGUGGAAUCCUUCUCAUGUGCAUGCCUAGUCAUACUCUUUGUUUUGAAGCUGCCUCUGCCUGUUUUGGUUGCUGCGUAACUUCCAAACAAAGGCUUUCUUGUAUAUUGGGUAAUUUUGUACACUUGACACCCUUAAGCCAUGCAUGGAGUGAUUGAAUCUCUCUGCUAAUCCCUGCAACUCAAAAUGAGAAACCAGGAAGUAUCACCAUCCAAACCAGUGUAAAUUGAAUGAAAAUUAAUUAAUGUGUCGUGUCUUGGGUACUCCCCUCUUCAUACUUACAUUCUUCAGGCCACAGAGGGAACAGAAUGCAGCGGUGCCUAGCAGCUCACUGAAGUUGAUUAAGGCUAUAAUCCUAUUGUCCAGUUUGCAUGUAGCAGCCAUGCUCUGAAAUGAACUAUAGCUUAUCUUAAACAAGCAGUAUACUUGUACAUGGUGGUCGGAUUGUGACCUCUGUGUUUGUCCUUUUUCAGAAGCAAAUCAUUGCUGGCUUAGCAUUGCAUGCAAACCGGCACUCAUGGUUUGUUUCCCACUAAACAAACCACAAGUGGCAAACCAAAGACAAACCUUGAUUUCUUACUCAUGGUUUGUUUGAAAACGCUCCAAAAACAUGGGGUCAUGGUAAACCAUAAUUUUAGGCUAUGGUUUACCAUUACAUGCUAACCAGGACUAUGUGUGUUAUGUGAGAGUAAGCCUCAUUGAACAGAAUGGGACUUAAUUCUCAGUAAGCAUGCAUAGGAUUGUUCUUUUAGAGUUGCCCUUAAGGGAAUGUAAAACCAGGGAGGUUGUCAAGCCAGGGUUUUUGCAGGCUGUGGGUUGUAAAUUGGGCAGACAUGUCAUAACAGCAGCCUUUGGCCUGAGGAAUCUGUAGUCUGUGGGGUAGCUGCAGUUACAUAUCCCACACUCCUCAUUACAGUCCAGCCUUUUGAAAUGGUCAUAUAGUAUAGCCUGUAUUUAUUUUGGCAGUCGGGAAAUGUGCAGGUUUAUCUUUCCUCCUGUCUUCUCUAAUGCAAACUGUUGCUGCCUUGGAUCACAUGAGCUUCCACCUGCGUUGUGAAGUGGAUAUCCCUACGAUGAUUGUACCAUGUGGCUUAAGCGUAGGGUCAUGAUUUGAGUUCUCUUUGAGGUAUUUGUACUCUUUGACCAUUGGCAAUUGUAGGUUUGAAUCCUCUGUUGUGGGUUUGUCCAUCUCUGAUGCCUCCUUAGGCCUGCAUAGGCCUGCAUCAUGUUUGUAAGGUAUUCAUUCUCCCUUUGGCUGUCGAGUCCUGACCUUCACAUACCAUCAUUUCUUUUGUACAGUGAGGAGAAAAACGGCUUUGGGAUGAUUAGGAGAUAUGGGGAUGCUUGGAGUUGGGGAGGGGGAAUUUUGCUAGGAUAGUGAGAGCCCUGUUGAUAAGAAUUAAGAAGAACCUUACCCUAACGUUCAUUAUCUGACAUCCAAGCAGAAAAUUCCGUAGUGAGCGACUCUCCAGCCCCAGCUGCCUGCAGGAAGACAUGGUUUCCAAUAGUGCUGUCAAAGAGGUGGCCCAGCAGAAGAGACCUGCCUCCUUCCACAGCUGCCAUUCAGAAGAAGAGAGGAUACUGCGCAGCCUGCGUAAUAACCAGGGGGCUCUUGCUGAAAGGGCUGAAGGACUGCCUUUCUCAGCAAAGGAGGAUGGAAAAGCUUUGUCUGCUGCAGAUGGUGGGGACAGCCAGUUAGACAGUGGAAAUGGGAGUCAGCUACCCGUGGACCUGAGAGUGUUGAAUCAUCCAGAGCAAAAUGGAAGUCAAGCUGCACAGCCCAUAUCACAGAAGGCUCCUGCUUCAGAGGGAGCUAUUGCUCCUGAAGGGGAGAACUUCAUCUUCUUAGAGGUAAGUAGUACUUAAGAUGUUUCUGAGGUACCUGCUUGACCCCUGAGCCUUCUCUGCACAGCAAUUCUAAGGUUUGAGGGGCUUUUACAUUACAUUUAAAUGCGUAGCUGAUAUAGAAACAUGGGUUCCUAAUGCUUUCUUUCAGGCAAAUGCUCCAUUUCAGACCUGCUUUACAAAGGGUUUUGUCAUCUUCUAUAAUUGCUUCUGGAUUGAGAGGGAUCGCUAAGUCAGUAGAGCGUGAGGCUGUUUAUCUCAGGGCCAUGGGUUUGAGCCCCACGUUGGGCAAAACAUGUUGCAUUGCAGGGGGUUGGACUAGAUGACCCUCCAAUGACAAUUCCAUGAUUCUGUGAUUCUAUGUAUAAAGAAUAUCUCAUAACCUUGCCUUUUUUGGCUGUAUUUUGGUGGCUGACUCCAGAUAAUAUUUCAGGCUUCACAAGUUGACUCAUGAGUCAUGAGUCCUCCAACAAACAGCUUAUGUCUUGCUGCUGAAGUAGAAAUAAGCUGGAAGACUAGAGAGUGAGAAGAGAAAUCUAAAUCCUUUUUCUAAUAUUGCCAUUUCAGUUGGGCAACCUUGAACCAAAGUUAUUUUUGUCCCUUGAUUUUCAUGCAAGCUGUAAAUCAUUUGUAGGAAAGGUUUCAGCCAACCACCCAUGCCAGUCUGCCCAGAAGCCUUCCCACACAGCCUGGUGAUGCCCUUGUGUUGUGCUACAUGGACAGAGCUAGUGUGUCCAGGCUUUUGGUAAGCAGCCUCAUCCCGCACUUUAGACUUGAGUGACAUCCCAGGACAAUGUAAGCAGCCUGAUGCAGUGCAAUCUGGUUGGAAAAAUUCAUAAGCUGUUCUCCCUGCCUUCCUCUACUCAUAGCUGUUAGUCGUUCACCUAAAAUUUAGAAGGUGAGCCAACCAUGGAAGAGUAUUUGGGUCAGGAAAUAGAAGAAAACUGACACAUAUUAACAGUUUUUAAUGAAAGAGGUAGUAAAGGUAAAGGUACCCCUGCCCGUACAGGCCAGUCUUGCCAGACUCUAGGGUUGUGCGCUCAUCUCACUCUAGAGGCCGGGAGCCAUCGCUGUCCGCAGACACUUCCGGGUCACGUGGCCAGCGUGACGAAGCUGCUCUGGCGAACCUGCACGGCACCAGAGCAGCACACGGAAACGCCGUUUACCUUCCCGCUAUAAAGCGGUACCUAUUUAUCUACUUGCACUUAAGGGUGCUUUCGAACUGCUAGGUGGGCAGGAGCUGGGACUGAACAACGGGAGCUCACCCCGCCGCGGGGAUUCGAACCGCCAACCAUGCGAUCGGCAAGUCCUAGGUGCUGAGGUUUUACCCAUAGCGCUACCCGUGUCCCUUUUAAUGAAAGAACAAGUUGUUAAUGGUUGAGCUCAGGCUUUGUGGGAAUAUGUGGAUGCUUUGCUAGCUGUGGUCCUGCAAGCUGUGCAUGUCGCUGGAAAGUGUAUGAAGUACUCUUCAGUUUCUGCUCCUUGGAGGAACUGAAGCUGAGAAGGAUCUAUGGGGACACUCUGGGUGUUGCUGUGCAUUCAUUGAGGGAGAAAUGUGUUUCUCUGAUCCCUUUGUUCUCCUCUUCUGUAUGCUUUUAGGAUACAGAGGUUCUUGACAACACUGUGUAUCGCGACCGUGUUAAUUUGGGCCGUAAGCGAGGUCAUCGUGCACCAGCCACCCGGUCUGGAGGGGCUCUUUCCGAGAACGACGGAGACAAUUGGAUGUUCAGAGAUUCCACAGGUAGCAUGGAGCGUUGCAUGCUGGGCCUGGCAUGUAGCCUUCAUUGGUGUAUUCCCAACACCUGUUACUGAAGCGAUUUUGGAUGUGUUAUCUCUUUGUGUCUUUCUUGGUUAUGUCAUUUUGUGCGUGGCUUAUUUUGUUAACUUACAUUCUUGCCUUUCUUCACAAAAAGCUCUAGGCAGCUUGCAUAUGAUUCCCAGGCAGCGUUCACUACAGAGGCACUGAUUAGGGUUAGGCCAUCUUAAGGUAGUUUGUAUUAUGCUACAAUCUAGAGCUUGCAGUCCAGAAUUUGACAGAGCGAAGAGGGGAUAACCAAAGCAGCAGUAUGUGGUUGCUUCAGUUACAUGUGCUUAGGCUUUGUUAAUAGGCUUAGCAGAUGUGCCACAUACAGCAUGACUUGGUGUGACAAAGGUUUCCAACAGGAGUGUCCUAGGUUGCCUGUCAUUGCUGCUUUCUAGGCACUGCACUUUAGAUUAUGUCAUUUUUUUCCUCCUGUUGGGGCAUGGAUUAAAAUGCGUCACAUGGUGUCAGCAUGGGUUCUUCUGCAUUAUGGUAUUGCCAUUUUCUUCCCUGUUUAGAGCCUCGAAUAGUUUCUGCGGUCUCUGAUGAAGAAGCCCCAGAGGAACCAAGGAGCAGGAAGUCACGAACAUCUCCACUGUCAAAGGGGGUAAAGGUCCCUCUCUUCCCAGGGCUGAACCCAUCGGCAUUGAAGGUAGUACCUGGAAAGGGGUUGGGGACAGGAUAAAGAAUGACACAAUGUUAACAAAUAUGGGUUGGCUCUUAGAAACUGAGUGGCCUUUGCUAUCAGAUAGUGGAAUGUUCUAUGUUAGAAUUCCAAGCUGAAAUCAAAGUACUGAAUGAAAGGAGGGGGGAGAAAAACUCAUGGAGAAUGAGACAGUCAAUGCUUCCAAGUCAUGGUGGAUAAACAUUACUUCCAUCGUGCCACUGAACAUCAUUUGCUGAGGAUCACCAAUGGUAGAAUGCUAUUGCACUCAUAGGCAUCUGGUUAGCUACUAUGACGAACCAGGAUGCUGGACUAAAUAGCUGAUAAACCUCUGGCCUAUAGGCGGCCAGGGGUUUCAGGGGUUCAGGAAGGGGUUUGCAUUGAAAUCCUACUAAAAUGGGGGGGGGGGGGGAAUUGUUUUAGCAGGAGUUUCAAUGUGAACCCAUAAGGAAGGGAAGUGUAUGCAUUGAAACCCCUGCUAAAAUGAAAGGACGAAAAACCUUUGCUUUAGCAGUAGGUUCAGUGCAAAUCUCCUGUUAUAAAAAGGUGUUGGCAUUGAAAGCCCUGCUAAAACAAAACGUUUUUCACUGUUUUAGUGAGGUGAUUGACAAAUGGGUGGCCUUGCAAGGCUUGUUUUGGCCCACAGGGUUAGUUGUGUCCAGUUUGGCUUGUAAGGCAAUCCUGGCCCAUGGAGCCAAAAACUUCCACACAGUUGAGAUAGGUCUUUGCUUUGUCAGAGGAGAUUACUAUCUAACCUCCAGCCCCUGAUGGUAAAGGAAGUGCAGGGGGCAGUUAUGAGAAAAAGCAGAAAAUUGCCAAUGAAAGAUCAGGGAGUAGGACAACUCUAAGCAAAUGUUAGGUGUUUUGCUAAAUGCCUGUUUUUGUAAAUCUGUUGUCCUCAAUCCUAGGCCAAGUUGCGAGGCCGAAACCGUUCUGCUGAGGAAGGGGAUCCACAAAGUGAGGCCAAGGAAACCCAUGUUCAGCGCUCUAAAUCGUGCAAGAUUGCCAACAUCACUGGGAAGCCUCUGGUGCUGCCACCCAAACCAGAGAAAUCCUCAGGGUAGGUGUGUGGUGGUGGAAAAUAACAUGUGUUGGUAUGUUGGUGGUGGUUAUCCUGCUUGCUGCAGAAUGCGAGUGUGCUGCAGCUCUUUCUGGCAACUAUAGCAGAAGAAAGGCAGCAGCCAACAAUACACAGGAAAUUAGGAUAAAAUCAUAUAUACUAUCAGUGUUCUCAAUUCUCCAAGUGCCAUUGCUUAUGUAGUCAGAACAUCACCACCCAUGCACAAGAGGCAGCACCCCAGGUUUGCAGAAGCACAAAAAAUCAUGAAGGAAGAAACCUUUUUGAGGGGAAUGCCUCCUUCCCCAAAAAACAUCCCAUUGAGAACUAAGUGUGCUUAAUGAGUACAGAAUGUUCCUUGACUAGGGAAAACCAGGGAUGGGGAAGAAUCCCAAAUGAAGGGCAUUUGUUCAAUCUUAUGGACUUUGCUGGCCUAUUGUUGGUCAGUUACAGGUGUCUGUAUACCAUGUGCCCCUCUAAGUCAUGGGUGGGCAAUUAUGGUCCUCUGUAUGUUACCAGACUGAAACUCCCAUUGUCCCUGACCACUGGUCAUGCUGGCUGGGGCUGAGGAGAGUUGCAGUCCAUCCACAUCUGGAAGACCACAAGUUCUACUCCCCUGCCCCACCUUCUCUGCUCUGAACAAUGCAUAGUCAUUCUUAGUUGGUGGAAUGUUUUGUCUUUUUAGUGCUGGCAUCGAAUGAGACUCUGGCAUGUAAACUAGUCAAGACCUCUUAGUGGUUGGCAUUCAGCUAGAGGGGAAGGGACAAAGGCAUUUUGGGUUAAGACUCUUACCUGCUGCAGACUCAUGGCCUUUCCCUCCUCUUCUCUCUCUCCCCACUGUUGCUUUUUGAACAUCCAGCCUGAUAAAGAGUUCUGGGCAACUUGAAAGCUUGUCUGCUGUUUUGUGACAUUUUUGGUUGGCCUAAUAAAAGUAUUGUCCUAAAACAGAUUUUGUAGUUCAGUUAUGUGUUCCCAGCAAAUGACCUCAUGGGAUUUUCUCAUUUUUAAAGUAAACUUUGCAGUUGUCUGCUCCCUCUUUGAGCAUUCAAAAACUAAUGUUACAAAAAGUUUGAAACUGGAUGUACUCUUACUUUUGGAAUUGCCUUCUCCCAUGAGAACCUGCGCAGGAAUGCUGUUCCGCUACAGAGGCCCUCUACUAUAUUCACUUGCUGUUAGAGAUACAACUAACGGGCUGAUCUGUGUGUGUGUGUGUGUGUGUGUGUGUGUGUGUGUGUGUGUGUGUGAGAGAGAGAGAGAGAGAGAGAGAGAGAGAGAGAGACAGAAAGAGCGAGAGAGAGAAAGCCUUCUCUGUUGUGGUGUCCACAUUAAGGAACAGCCUGCCUAGGGAGAUGCACUUGACUUCCUCAUUGCUUGCCCUUCAGCAAGCAGUGAAGAACAUCUUAUUCCAGCAGGUGCUCACUUAACCUGGCCUCUCUCCAUGAUGUUUUAAUUGUUGUUUUCAACUGUUGUCUUACUGGUUUGUAUUUAUGAUUUGUAUUUUAUGACUGUAGCCGUGGUCUUGUUGUAAGCUGCCUUAGUCCACUUCUGUGAGCAAAGGCAGGUAGAAGUAACUGAAAUAAAUAAGAAACAUAAUAAAUAUAUAAUUUUGGGGCAAACUUUGUUACUUAGUGUUGUGAUUUUGGGUUCUGCCAUCGGUCACAGUGCUACCUGCUCCUUCAGGCUUCCUGCCCACAACUCAUGAGACAUAUUAGAUUGGGGGGGGGAUUAGUGGUGCAGGGCUCUUAGAUCCUGUUCUCUGCACUCUGCCUCCUUGCCUGCGUAGUGUUGGAGGGGUUGGAAAAUUGUAUACAGUGGCAUGUCUGUGUGGCUGCAUGCUGAGCGUUGGUAUUCAAACUAUUUCUUAGCAUCCAAGUCCAUCAUUUUGCCUCUGGAAUGUGGGUAACCCAUUUUUUCCCCCUAUCGUAGUUCCACCUUUUGCUUUUAACCAUUUCCUGACUCCCCUAGGUCAGAAACAUCCUCACCCAAUUGGCUGCAAGUCCUGAAGUUGAAAAAGAAGAAGUCUUGAAAUAAAAACAUUCAGGCAAGUUUCUCUUCUCAGAUGCAGGGCUUAAGUCUAGCUUUCCAAAUGGGCAUCUGAUCCCUAAUAUUUGUGCAAGUGGGAUUAUCAUUGCUUUCCAAGUGCACUACAUUCAGCACAGCUGGCCAUUUUUGUUCUGCAGCUGCAAGAAAAGUUUGUUGGAAUUUUGGCAGUUUGUCAAGCAUGCUCACAGAAAAAUGUCUGUGGCUGUUGUACAUCAAGCAUUAAGACCUCUGAAUUGUUAUCUGAGAGAAGAGGAUGAGGCAUUUAGGCCUCCUGGAAGUUGAAGCACUCUUCAUAGUAGAUGUCAGUUGGACAGAGUUAUAAGAGUGGCCAUUAAAUCUCUUCCCUGCUAGUAUCCAUAUACCCCAAAUUCUCUUCCGUGAGCUCUCACUGAAGUCUUGUCCAGAUUGCACUCAGCAGCUUCAGGCUGCUUGUGUUAGCACAUAAGUGUGAUUUCAAAUACAAUGCUUUUCAGUACACAUUUAUUUUUGUUGUGUUUGUGUGGGUGGGGAUAGGGAGCUUGGGGGAAUCCUCCUGUCCUUUUUGACCUUUCCAUUUACCACUCUGGUAAUGUAUACUGGGUUAAUCCUGGUACUAUAAGGACAAAGCUAUAGUUAGUAGAACUGCAUGAGCCCAGAAGGCUGCACUAGUGGAUUACCUGUGCUUGCAUUGUGGUAAUUGGCACUCUGGAAUCCUACAUAUGUGAAUUAUCAUGCAUGUUCAUGAUAAUCAUGCUCUUGCCUAGCUGUUUGUAAUCCCAAAGCCAGCUGCAGUAAAGGAGCCUAAAACAUUUGCCGUCUGUCAGAGGUCCAUUGCAGUUAAUGUAAAGUGACAUGACCAUCACAGAAUGAUUCAUGUGCUUUGAUUCCUGUGUAAAUGGUAUGUGCAUAUUGUAGGUGAGGAAACUAGCUGCCAGGCUGAAGAAGUGUGACUGGUAUAGAGCAAUUCCCAAUGAGUGCUGCACUAGUUGACCUGGGAAUUGUUGCAAAAACAACAGUCUUCCGUCACCUUCAAGACUUACAUGUUUAUCAAGGCACAAACAUUUGUAGACUAGACUCCAUUUCGUCAGAUGCAUGACAUAUUGUCCUGAGUAGGUGCAUGCACGCAAUAUAUGCACAUGUGUGCUUUUGGGCUGUGUGGGUGUAUGAGGAUAGAAGCAAAUGAAAUGCAAAAAGUACAGGUCGUGUCAUAGCACAGAAUGAAUGCUAGUCUACAAAAGUUUAGGUCAUAAUACAUUUGUUACUCUUUGGGCUGUCUUUGCUGCACCAGACUACCAUUAUUCCAGGGACUAGAGUAGCAUUCUAGCAGCUGGAACCGCAGGUGGUGGGAAACAUCCUGUGUCUGCAACUUGCAGGUUAUUCUAGGAACUUUUUGCCACCUAGUGGGCAAUGCCGCACAUGACUUUCCAUUUAUUUUGGUUGGGGAAAUGGAAGAUUGGUUCCUUGGGAAUUCUAACUGAAAGAGAACUGAAGAGGGAAUUUGGCAUACUAAAUAACACUGCAGUUACAAAAGGUCACCUUGAUUUGAACGUGCUGCUCCAAAGGGUGUGUAGGCUUGUGUGGGAGACUAAGCCUUUAACAUGUUUUGCCCAUGAGCCAAAGUUGGGCGGUGAUGCAUAAAUCUGUAGGUGGGAUUCCUGCACUAUAGCAAAUAAGCCUGCCAAGCUUUGUAAUUCCUGUCAUAUUCUUUUUGUUGCAGGUGUUGCUCUCCUGCUACUGGGGCCCUGACAGCUGAAGUUCCAGUGAGCUGUUCACGGGUGGGAGGCAGCAUGUUGGGUCUGGAGCCAGAAUCCCCACCUAACAACUUAGAGGGAUUGGGGUGGGGUGGGGGGAGGUGGGAGGUGGGGAGGGGAGAGGGAGGACGAGGCACAUUUAUGCACUUUGUAUCACAUUCAGUCACUCAUGCAUAUGGCGGUCAGAUGCUCUCUGCCGCUGUCCUGGCUGUUUUCUCCUUUUUUCCCUCCUUCUUAUACCACAUACAUUUUUAUAAAGUAUCUUUAUUCUUUUUUUGUAACCAGUCAAGGAGCUUUGUGCUGGCCCCCUUUUCUUUCACCCCAAGGUAGGGAGGGAAGACAAAGAGGUGAGGCUUCUGCUUUCUCGGCUGCCAUAUAAUGCAUUUCAGACAAAAGAAGAAUGGAUUUCUCCCCCUUUGGCCACUUGAAACAAAUAAAGGUUUUAUGGUUAAGGAGGCACUGUGGUUCCCGCGUGCUUGUGUGUGAUCCUCUGAGCUGUAUCCUGAGCCAGCCUUGUUACUUGGCAAGCUAUUCUUUGAGAGGGGCAGACAAGCAGGGGUUAUAAUAAAAUGCUGGUGGUGAAAUAAUGUUUUGCUUUUUAGUGGAUAAAAACAGGGCGCUUGUUCAAUAUAGUUUUACCUUUUUUUAAAAUUGAUUUUCAGUUUUUACUACUCAUUGGCUUAGUCCUGUUGGGAAUUGUAGGAUGAGUGUAAAUAUUAGAAUAUGAAACUUGGUUCAUUAGCUAGUUUCAAUAUGAAUCAAUGUGGAGAAUUUUAGUUCUGGGGAGAAACCCAACCAUACCUCUUGGUGGGUAUCUUAAGGCUGAAGAUGUGCACGAAAAGAUUCUGAGCUCUCAAAGUACAUUCACCAGUCUUCUUGUCCUGUCCUAUGUACGAGUAGUGAGCUCAUUCUUGGUGUAUUGAUCAUUGUGUAUCUAAACUACACCACACAUAUACGGGAACCACAAGCACAAAAAACCCUUAGAAAAAAACUCAGAGUGCAAGUCCCAAAAUAGUCCAGUUAGAACUGAGCAUCUUCAGUGUGCUCAGGAUGCUGGUUAGUGGGUGGGUGUGGGGAGGAAAACCAGAAAGGGAGAUGGAAUGGAGUACAUUUUAAGAGGGCAACGCAGGCUGAGCUGGACCCCUGAGCAGGAGCACUCCAUCCACAAUGCAACUUUUUUGUUGCAAGUCCUACUUGUACAUACGUAAUCCUCUCCAGGACUGAGGUAGCAAAUAAACUCUUGGAGUGCUUAGAUGUACAAGUGACGGUUUUAAAAAUAUAUUUUUUUUAAAAAGUCAGAUAGCUUACAUUACCCACGGCAGGAGGGGCAAGAUCUGUGGCUGAUUCAGUCAUGUAAUCCCUAGUAAGUAUGUGUGCUGAUGGCACUGUAGGGGGAGAUGAAUCCAGGUUUGCUCUGCAGGGGGAAAAGCUUACACCAGAUCUUCCCAACUCCCUCUUUUAUAUACAUCAGCACACAUCCUCACUCCUCUUUAACUGGCUUUCUCUUGUACCUCCCCAAAGAGCAGUUGGGGUGGAGGGAAUCUCCAACCUGUGAGUAGGCCUGUGAGGUUGUUUUAGGUAAUCCUCUCCCACCUGUCCAACUCCUGACACCAUUGUUCCUUUGCAGCCACAGCUUGAAUUCAACACCAUCUCAAUUAGGUGUCUUUCACCUGUUUUGCUACUUAUGGUAGAGGUUGAAAGCACUUGCUCACUGCAGCUAUAUCAGAGCCAUGAUGAAAGUAGCGCUAUGGGGAAAUAUGCCGUGUUCAGACAUCACCAAAUUCAAGCCACAGCUGCAAAGGCACAAUUGAGAACUCGCUCGAAGGCUUACAGUAUUCUCCUAAUUGUUCUUUUGCAGGCGUGGCUUUACCUUUCCUCUGCCUGAUGUCUGGUGAUGGGCAGGUGGGUGUGGCUUGCCCACUUCCACCUUUGGAACAACAAAUUUGACCCUUGAGCCAAAAGUGGUUCCCCAGCCCUGAUUCAGAACAGGUAUAAGUCAGGUCACAGUCACGAUACAGCAUGGGGUAUUUAAUGCAGUUAAUUUCAUUAGGAAGUACAACAACCCCAUUUUACACCUGGCACUGUCACACAGAGACUUUUCACAUGUUGCCUGUGCCAGAAGUGGAUUGGCCACUCUCCACUUUCAUAGUAGCCUCAGUUAUGCAAGACAAGUAUUUCUCAAUCUUAAAUGAGUCUGGGGUUCCUUUUGGACACAUACUAGCUGGCCUUAACAUGUAGUUGUGCAAACAUCCUCCUCUUCCUCCUAGAUGACAGCUAUGCAGGUGUGCAUACAGCCAGUCUUCAAAUUUAAAUUGGUACCCCCCUUCUCAGAACUCUUGUGUGUCCCCCCCCCCCCGUGGGAUCUGCAAGCAACGAGGUGAGAAUGACAGAAGCCAUUCUUGAAGCAGGGGUCCUAUAGUUUUCUUCUGGUCUGGCUGUUGCACCAUUGCUCACUAUGGCCUGCAAAUCAACCAGCUUUACUAGUGGAACAGAGUAUUGAACUUGAGCCCACAGUAGAUGAGCAGCUUAGCUACAAUAUUUUCUGAAAAGAGGAUUUAUUCAUUCUUGGACACAGGUUUACCAGGGAGGCACACUUUUGAUUUUAUACACCUCGAUUUAACUACAGCACAGUCUCGAAGUGCCUUUAACUUGAUCCCAUUUUCAAAUGUUAUAGUGUAAUUAUUAUUAUUUUGUUUUUCAAACAUGCCAUUUCACAUGCGGGAUUUGCCUAAAACUAUUGUGCCUUGCACCCACCAGAGGGCACUGUGGCACCUUGUAAACUGGCAGCAGACAUGUCUUGUUGCUUUGUGCAUUCAGUUGCUACAGAUGGACAGGAGAAGCGAAGGCAGUAAGAAACAGCAAGAGAGUAAUAGCAGUUCUGCCACAGAUGGACAAAUAUAAUCUCACCACAUGCAUCCUGAACUGGGUUAAAAUUGAGUGUGGCUACCAACAUAAUUCCAUCUGUAUGCAGAGUGGUCAAGCUCUAUCCAUGUGCACACUUGAAUAUGGUCAAAACACGAUAACUUGCAUUGGAAACCAAAGUGGAAAAAGAAGAAUUACAGUACUGAAGUGCCAGUAAGGAAAACAGUAAGAUUGGGUUCUCUUGGCCUCUACAAGAUUUAUGGCUGAAGAGAAUGAGAUGUUUGGUCACUUCGAAAUCUACAUCAUUUUUAUUGAAGCAUUUGGGGGGAAAGCACAAGCGAUGUUUGCAAAAAUUCAAAUUUAUAUAAGUUUCCAGUAUUCUUGCUUAUGGAUAUGGUUAGUUGCAAGGGUUUCAGAAAAACGAGAGUGUUAAGUCUUAAAUUGCCGUAUUUUUAAAUGAAUGUUAUUGCCUUAAUAAAGCUUGAAAAAUAUUUUAAAUACUUCACUUUCUUCCCCCUUGCCAUCUUUUGAACAGACCUGGGUAAGCAUGAAAAUGCCUGAGAAUGUUCCCCUGCUUUCCCCAUCACUAGAGAUGUUGCAGAUGCUCCUAAAUCUUUCAGCUUGCACAAACAUUCCACAUUUUCAGUAUUUGUUCUAUGUAAAGUAUGUGUUAUGUGUUUGGCAGGGAGUGGGGGGUGAAGAGGAGAGAGACGUGAUGUGAUGUCAUGGUGUUUGUCUCAUUUCAGUGUGGAUUUGUGACUUGGAUGCUGCCAAGCCCACUGUUGCUUUGCAAUUGUCACACUACUCACCCACUCUUUACAGGGUAUUUAUACAAUGCCAUUAAAUCAUAGUCCUGUGUUCCCUCCUCUCCAUGUUCUCCCCUCCCCCUGCCCAACAGCAGAAAAUCUGGCUUUUUUGUUGAAAGAAUGGAACAAAACUGUGUUAAGAGCUCAAUUUUUAUACGUGCAGUGUCAUAUGAAAUGUGCAAGCUCAAGACCACACAUAUAUAUCCCCACACAUUGUCACUAUUAUGUUUCUGGUCAGCACUGUGUUAGCUGCAUUUCUAAAACUCUUUUUUUGGCUAUUAUAUUUAAUUACUGAAAUAUUUGCAGAAGAGCGCUUAAACGGAAAACUAUGUCUGUGCUAAUAAAAACAAACAAUUAAAAAACCAAGUUUCCAAUC
Messenger RNA from Podarcis lilfordi (Lilford's wall lizard), 31483 nucleotides. NCBI's taxonomy places the organism in Eukaryota, Metazoa, Chordata, Lepidosauria, Squamata, Lacertidae. The record is from the annotation of a GenBank genome assembly.